Colletotrichum godetiae is the source of this 1839-nucleotide messenger RNA. RefSeq lists its product as uncharacterized. The record is from RefSeq and is a predicted model, not a curated record. The coding region runs from base 1 to 1839 and encodes 612 amino acids. Gene Ontology annotation, biological process: mitochondrial gene expression; mRNA stabilization. Gene Ontology annotation, cellular component: mitochondrion. The transcript has a single exon. Lineage: Eukaryota; Fungi; Ascomycota; Sordariomycetes; Glomerellales; Glomerellaceae.
AUGGCUUCGCGACCUGCAUUUGCAGCUUUGGGCUGUCUCCAAUGUCGUAAUACUGUCUUACGAGCCGUUACGUCCAGCUCAGCUACCUUUCUUCGAGCUCCCGCCAUCACCACUACUGCAAGUCUACGACCUCGGAACCUGCAGAGAGCUUUCUCGAGCCUACCCGAGGCACCCAAAACGCCAGGCGAGGCUACCGCCCAGGCAACCGAAGGAGAAUCAAAGAUUGAGGAGCACAACACCGACGACCAGCUUUCCGGCGAAAAAGAAGAAACGCCAUGGUUCCUCGAGGUCGACGCCCCUAUACAUCCGCCGAGAGAAGACGUGUCACCGCUGCCCGAACUGCCGAGCAACCCACCUGCUAUCCUCGAGCCUCUGUUGAAGUACGUCUACGAAGAAGCGGGUCUCGAUGACCUUUCCCUCCUCGACCUGCGCGCCCUCGAUCCGCCACCUGCCCUGGGACCGAACCUUCUCAUGCUCUUUGCAACGUCGCGAAACGAGCGUCACCUGCACGUCUCAGCCUCCCGGCUUGUCAAGUGGCUCCGUUUCCACCACAAGAUCGAAGCAAACGCUGAUGGGCUGAUUGGCCCGGGCGAACUGAAGACGAAGCUACGAAGAAUGAGGAGGAAGGCAAAGCUGCUCGGCUCGAGUGCCAUGGUUGCAAAGGGUGGCGACGAUGGAAUUUCGACAGGAUGGAUCUGCGUCAACCUCGGAACCAGUGGGUCGACAUACAGCGAAAGCGAGCGCUUCGACUCGCAAGGCAAGAUGUCUGGUUUCGGUGGCCCAGCCACUGGAUCUACCAUCAUUGUCCAGGUCAUGACCGAGUCCCGGCGUAACGAACUAGACCUCGAGCGGCUAUGGAGCCAGCAGCUCGUACGCAGCGAGGCUCAAGAGCGCAAGCUGGCUGACGAAGACUCUUCCUAUCACAACAGAUACGGUGAUUUGCCGACCACCACGAUCCGAGCUCGGAAACCCAACUACACAAACACAUCGCAGAGGAGGAAUUUCUCCACGACUCUCUCCCGGCCUUCAAAAGACACCGACCAGGCCGCUGUGGAGGCAAAAGACGCAGGUAGUACUCCUUCAGCAACUUCGAGCCCUGUCACAGACCCGCUGAACAAAUACCGCCAGCGAAUUGAGAAAAUACGGUCGGAGGGGGAGCAAGUGAGCGCCGAGGACUGCUUGAAGCUCUUGAAGGGCAUUUUCCAGGCGCCUACAGCGGAAGAUGAUCAGGGCCAGGACCAGGCGGACCUCGCCACCAAAGUCAUUGAGACGAUGCACCAACGGCAAAUGCCAGUCAUGGACCAUGGAAUGCUCACGACCAUAAUCGAGGCAAUAGCGACAUCACCUGCGCGAGGCGGACCUGAGCAAGGAAAGCUGCGGGGCAUUCAAAGUAAUUUGGAAUUCGUGAUGCUCAAAGGCAUGCAAUCUUGUCCCACGGAAGCGCAACUCGUACGUCUUCUCAGAGCAUAUGCCAUUCAACGCAACAUGGAUCAGUUCUGGGAGAUUUGGAGUCUUCCCCCACGAUACAGCGAGCGCAGAGGGCCGGCAUUAUACCUGGAAGUGUUUCGCAUCUUUGCGCGCAUUAACAGGAGGUCUCUGAGCAUCAACGCGCUUCGGAAGUGUGUACCGGAGAUGGUGCUCGAACAGCCCCCGGUGCUGCCAGACGAUGCGAUAUGGCCCGAAAUCAAGGCUUGCAUUCAUAUCGCCGACCCCAAUGCGGAACACAUUAGCGCCCACAAGGUUGCUGGUGGUAAAGUGGCCAGCGAUGGCAAGGACACUGGCCAGUCGGAAUUCGUUAGGAUGUUCAAGGAGCUCGAGGCACUGCGAAGGAACCCUUGA